Molecule: messenger RNA, 12460 nt
Organism: Schistosoma curassoni
Lineage: Eukaryota; Metazoa; Platyhelminthes; Trematoda; Strigeidida; Schistosomatidae
Source: the annotation of a GenBank genome assembly
AGGAAUUGUGAUAGGGCACAAUGCUCAUGGUUCGAUAAAAUUCAUCAUGUUUUAUAUCAUACAUUCACAAAUGAUCUAUCAUGGAGUAUCUUUAAUAAAACUGUGGGAUAUAAUUAUUAUUUAAAGUGGAUUAUUCAUAUUAUUCUUUGUAAUCAGAACUAUAAAUGAUAUAUUAAAGUAUAAAAAUUCAACUUGAGUAAUGUAUAUGUAAAUGGCACAAUCACUUCAUUACAUAUUUAUAAUCAACAAUCUGGUAGUGAAUCGGAUUUAAUGUUCCUAUUAAAUUUCACUUUCACCAAAUCAUUUUUAUGGGAAUGGAGUAGUAAAUCAUAUAAUGUAUUGAAUUCUAGGAUAUAUUAUCUAUUUAUUAUAACAUUUGGUUUCAUACUUCUGACUAGUGUAUCUCUAUUAACUAGUUCAUCAUCAAAUGAAUGGAUUAGUACUGAUUUUAUUUCUUGUUUAAAUGAAUCCAUCAAAGUAAAUGCUGUAAAUCAAUCAUCGUUGUGUCCUCAAUACAUUUCACAGAUCAAUAAUUAUACAUAUGGAGUCUCCAGUUCAUAUCAUCAACAUAUCUAUUCAAAGCCACCGCAUUCAUCAUCAUCACCAUUACUCAGGAAUAAACGUUUAAGUGAUUCACAUUCACCACCGCAUAUAAUUCCAGAUUUACCAAGUUUAUUAAGAUUUUUUGAUCGUACUGGUCUACAAGUACUUUGUCGUGCUGCUGGUAAUCCUACUCCACAAAUUCGUUGGUUCUCUUUACCAACUAAUGGUCGACCGACAACAGCUAGUGUAGAUCGUCUAUUCACUAAUGGUGGGAGUAGUAGUAGUAGUUCAGGAAUUAUCGGUUCAACUGUUAGUCCUUCUAUAUCAUCAUCGUCUGGUUAUGCUGUUAAUUAUCAAACUAUCGAAUUUCAAAAUGAUGAAAAUUAUAUUAGUGAACUUGGAUAUAGUAGUCGUGUCAGAGAAACACCUCAAGCAGAUCAUCAUCAGGAAUUCUCAUCCUCAUCCACGGAAAAUCUCUUACCAUCAUCAUCGUCACCUAGUCAACAACAACUCAAUACAAAUACUGUCACAAGUAACAGUGGUGGUAGCAGUGCUACUGGUACUAUCACCAGUACAAAUAAUGUCAUGAACGAUAUAAAAUCGAAUUCUAAUAAUCAGAUACUUGUUGGUAAUGGUUGGCUCAAUUUCACUGCAACACGUUCAUCAACAAUGAGGAUGGUAUUUUUUUGUCAAGCUGAAAAUUAUCUUGGCCAAGCUAGAUCACGUAAAAUGGUGAUUCAUCAAGUUCCUAUGCCAGAUGAAAAUUUGAAAAUAAUCUACAACACAUUCCCAAUUAAACCAAGACAAAAAGCUGUUAUUAGUUGUCAACCUGAACAGGGUAUAUUCAAUCGAUUUUUAAAAGUGAAAUAUUGGGAAGUUUAUUUAAAUAAAACAUUAAUUUCAACAGUAGAUCAUUCAUAUGGCCGUUUCAGCAUGAUCAAUGUAACUAAACAUCCAGAAUUACAUAUUCGAUCAAUUACGGAAGCUGAACUCACGUCCAUGGAAGUUCGAUGUGUUCUUCAAUCGAUUGUUGAUGAAUCAGUCACUGUUGAACGUCCGGAACGUGGUCGGUUACAACGAUUACAAUUUCGUUUUUCAUAUGCUGAACUUCGAAGUGUCGGUAGUGAGAUAAACAUUUUAAGAGGCUCUACAAUUGAAUUACCUUGGGCUGUCGAAGGCGAAGGUCGUACACAAGUGGAUUGGUAUUACUUGAACGAAGCUAGUCGUGUCAGACAAGCUAUCGCUUUGGAUUCGUCAACCACCACAACCACUACGAGUAGUGGUAGUGGUAGCAGCAGUAAUUCCGGUUCGUCCAUAACGACAACUACAUCAAAUUCUUCUGGAAGUGGCAGUAAUCGACGACACACUAGUGAAUUACCAUGGGGUACUAAAUACGAAUUAGUAGACGGUGCUUACGGCAAUUUACGACUGAUCAAUUUAUCAGUGACUGAUUCUGGACAUUAUAUUGCCGAAUCAGUUCAUUUAGGACGUUCACUGCGAAUAAAAUAUACGAUACGAGUUAGAGCACCUCUUGGUGUAAAAAUCACACCAAAUCGUCGAACUGUUGAUUGGGGUAGUCGUGUUGAAUUAACAUGUGAAGUAACUGGACAUCCACGUCAGUUAAUUUAUUGGUUACAUAAUUCACGUUUAGUUCCAAGACGUCAUCAUGUACGUCAUAUUCCAACACCAUUUACAUCAUCAACAGGGGUUAAUUAUAAUAAUAGUCCAUUGAAUUCAAUAUCUGAAAGAUUAAUUAUUGAAGCAUUUAAUUUAGAUGAUAUUGGUGUAUAUCAAUGUAUUGUUGAAAAUGGUCAUCCAACUGAUCGAUUUAGUUUAAGUAUGAAUGGACGUCAAUCAUCUGAUGAUUCUAUAUUUUCAUAUUAUGCUAAUACUAUGCCUUUAUCUACAAUGAUUAAUUCACAAAAUAAUACACAUACUACUACUAGUAAUAAUAGUAGUAAUAACAGUCCUAUAUCAAUCAAACAAAAUCCUGGUCAAUUAUCUGAAAAUGAUCUAACAAGUCAAACAAAUUCAUUUUCUAGUCUUGAAAGUGUUGGUGAUCUAAUUGAUAAUGCACAAGCGACAGCUUUAUUAAUGAUGGGUAAAAUGCGUCCAUCAUUAACAUGGCAAAAUCCAGCUGUUGAAUUAGGUUCAUUUGCUUCACAAGUAUUAUUAUCAUUACAUAUGGGUACUACAGAUGCAUUAUUAGAGUGUAGAUUUGCUGCUAAUCCACCACCACAAAUUAUAUGGUAUCGUGAUGAUAAACCAAUAAUAUUUGAUGAUUCAAAUGUUCUCUCUGGUCAAGUAAUGUUAGAUGAAGGAACAGCUUGUACAACAAUUACACGACUUACAAUUAAUAUUCGCAAAUUGCAAAAUUUAGAUGAUAUGUGGACAUUUGGUGGUGAAUAUCGGGCAGUAGCUGAAAAUUCUUAUGGUCAAGCAGAUUGUCGAACUUAUGUGUUGAUGGAUACACCGCUUCGUCUACGUCCAAUGGAUAUUGGAAAACCGGCUAUAGCUGGUCGAGCCUAUACAUUAAAAUGUUAUUUUAUCGGUAGUGGAAUUCCUACACUUCAAUGGCAUCGUAUAAAAAAUGGUCAUGAUCUACGUCGUAUCCCUGUGGAUCAUCGACAUCAACUAUUAGAAAAUGGACGUGUACUUCGAAUAACUGAAGUAAAUCAAGAAGAAGAUGAAGCUGAUUAUCGUUGUACAGCUAAUUUAGGCGAUAUGACUGCUAAUACAACUGUAUCAUUGAAAGUUUCACACGCUCCUCGUCUAUUUGAAUUACCACAAACACGACAAGUGAAAGAUGGUCAUGAUAUGUUGUCUUAUAGUUGUGCAUUACAAAAUAGAGCUGAUAAACCUUGGUAUGCAUGGUGGGAAUUUCAACGUGAAGGUACUAAUGCGAUUGUUCCGUUACCACCGUUUAAAAAGAAUGCAUACGAUGGUUUCUCGGUCUCGUAUGUUGUCUCAGAGAAUGAAGUUAUACCAUGGCGAUUACCUGAUAGUUUACGUGAACGAGUACCAUCAUUUGUACAUACUGAACCAAAUUCCGCUGUUCAUGUUAGUGUUAAUGAAUUACGCAAAGAUCAACAUCAUGGUAAUCUGACAUGUGUUGUUGUCAAUGAAGUUGGAACUGAUAGACAAUCGAUUCGUGUCACAUUUAUACCUGAAUUGGAAUUCGCUAUUCGACCGCCUAAUAAUCAAGAUGUAACUCUUGGACAAACAAUUUCAAUUGAUUGUGCGGCUAAACCAUCGGAUUUACAACCAGUUGUUGAAUGGAAAUAUUUACAGAAAACUACUGGAUCCUACGUUAGUGUAAGUCAAUUAUCUGAAGCAACAAAUGGACGUAUUGGUCAAUUAUCUAAUGGUACCUUAUUGUUAUCUAAUGUAGAUGAAUCGGAUCCAAGAGAAUUUCUAUGUUUUCUUAAACCAGGUAGAUUAUCAACUGCUGCACAACGUAGUUCAGCGGUUAAUUUAGAAGUACAUGUACCUGCACGUAUUGAUCCAUUGGAUGCUGUUGAAAAAGUUCGCGGUUCUCGAUUCAAUUUAACUUGUAGCGUUUACGGUGAUCCGGAUGAUUUAAAAGCAUCUUGGUAUUAUCGUUUAUCAUCAAAAUCACGUUGGCAGAUUAUUGAUAAACCAUGUGUUGUUCCAUUGGCUUACGUUGAUGGUGUUGCCCGUAGUAGUAGUGGUGGGAGUACACAACGUGGUAGUGAUGGUGUAACAUUAGAACCUUCCAAAACCGAUGAUAAUAUAUUUUCUGAUCUUCAAGAUUUAUCAUUUGAUCCUUCAGACAAGUCAUCACCAUCACCGUCUACAGAGUUUAACAGAGAUUGGAGUCCUAGUUUAGCGGAUUGUCAGAGUUAUGCUACAGAAGGUUUAGAAAGUGGUAUACUAUUUCGUCAGGUUUCAUUCUUUAAACCAAAUAAACGGGGUUUAGAUAAACAAUUACAAUUUUUAAAUUUAAAAGAAGUUCAUAUGGGUGAAUAUUUAUGUAAAGCUUCUAAUAAAUAUAAUCGUAAUUCACGUGGUCAACCAAUUGAAGUCGAAGCAUUUGUACGACUUACUGUAAUUUCUGUCCCAGAUUCUGUUCAGUUUGUAUAUAAUAGUUCUAGAACAACGGCUACAAGUGUAUCAUUUUCAUGGUUACCACCUUUACGUGAUGGAAAUAAACCAAUACGUCAGUAUAGAAUUCGAUAUUCACAUUCAGAGCCAAGUGCUAGUGGUCCGAUGUCGUCUAUUCAACAGCCUAAUGUUACAGAAAUUGAUGUAUCUGAAAAUCAACAUCAUAUUGAAUUGAAUAAUCUUCGGCCGUAUACAAAAUAUCAUAUUACCGUGGCUGCAAUUAAUGAUGUUGGACCAAGUGUUGAAAACGCUCUCGCGCUUACUACUCAAGAAGCUAAACCAGAUGGUCCAGUUCGUCGUCUUAUCGCCAAUGGAACUGCUUCUGAUACAAUUAUAGUUAGUUGGGAUAAUCCAGCAUUAGAACAUUUAAAUGGUAAUGUUGAUCGUUAUUGGAUUUGUCGACAACGUAUUAAAGAUAGUUUGUCAAUUGAAGAAUUAAUGGAACUUCCAUGGCCUGAAGAUCCAAACGAUGAACACAGUACAUCAAUGCGUGGUCGUUAUAGUCGUGUACAUUGUAAUUUGAUUAUAAGACAAAUGGAUCAUGAAAUUAAUGGUCUGCCAAAAUUCACUGCUUACGCUUUUCGAGUUAUUGCUAUGAAUAGUAAAGGUCUAUCACCUCCAGCUUAUACACAAACAAGAACUUUAGAAGAUUUACCGCAAGCUCCUCCUGCAGAUGUCACAUGUGCAUCACAACAACAUAGUAUCACUGUUUCUUGGAAUCCGCCUAACCCUGACACGAUCAAUGGGAUUUUGACAGAAUAUCAUGUUAGUUAUUUUGCUGCGAAUGAAUAUGGCGAUGAAACAGGUUCAGUUAAUCAAGCUGUAAAAGGUCAAACUACAGUGACUUUAGCUGGUCUGUUAGCCUAUACAAAUUACACUAUCCAGGUCGCUGUUAGUAAUCGUAAAGGACGAGGUCCUGCGUCACCAAGAAUUAUUUGCCUAACUAAAGAAGCUCCUCCAGGUGCACCAGAGUUCGUCAAAGUGAAACCGAUUAAUUCAUCAUGUAUUGUUGUUUCAUGGUCACAUCCUCGUAAACCUCAGGGACAAAUGAAGAGUUAUUGUUUAGAAGCUAUACCAUUGUUAGAUACUGCGCAAGAUGGUUUUAUUAAUCUUUUUGCUUUCUCUCCAAUUUCAUCAUCUCCAUCAUCGUCAUAUAACAGUAAUGAUAAUAAUAAUGAUCGUGCUAAAGGACCGUGCAUACGACCAGAUUUUACAAGCUCAUACAAUUACUACUUUUAUUGUGGUUUAAUUGAAGAACGACCAUAUAAUAUAUCUGUUCGAGGCAUAAAUCAAUUUGAUGGUCAUAAAACAUGGGCAGGACCUAUUCGUCCAACUGCUAAUCCACCGAUUGGAAUUAUAUCGAUCGGUGGUAAAAUAAUUGCACAAAAUAAAAUGAGUAUUUGGAUGGAUUGCUUAAUUAUUGGUGGAUAUCAACCACAUUGGAUAUAUCCACAUGAUGAUCUUGAAGAUUUACAUAUUAUGGAUAAUGGUACAUUAGUUGUAGAAACUGCACGUGUUGCUCAUAGUGGACAUUAUAAGUGUUCCACUGUAUCUGAUAGUAUAUCAUACGAUUUACUUGUACAAGAAAUCCUUGAAGAACCUCCGCGUAAACCAAUUUGGCAUAAAUUCACACCAAGUCUACGUGGUAUACAAGCUGAGUGGUUAUCACCUGGAUCUAAACGUCUUGAUGCACCUAUUCUAUGGUUUUAUUUAAAUUGGACUAAUUUACAUACUGGACAAAUGGAAACUAUACGUUUAUCAGCUGAUCAACGUACUUAUUAUCUAUCGAAUUUAACAUGUGCUACCACAGUUAAAUUUCAAUUAAAAGCUGAAAAUAAAGUUGGCAAUAGUUCACUAACUGAUGUCACCUCAUGGACUACAUUAGGUUCCUCCCCAUUAACUGCUAAUGCAGCUCAAUUAAUACCGAAUAAUUUACGACAACAAUAUUCUGUGACAUUUAAUCUGUCAAAUUUUCUCCCAGGCAACGGUUGCCCACCUACUACAUAUCGUCUAUUGAUUGCACCAUCAGAAGAUGGACAUUUUGGUUUAAAACAAACAAUUAUUAAUCAAACAUUAACUAGAUCAGAUCUUAUAACAGUAGAUAUAUUAAAUAGAGAAAGAUGUUGUUACAAUGUGACUAAUUUGAAUUCAGGAGCACAUUAUCAUUACAAAGUUGUAGCAACCAAUGCUGCAGGAUCAGCCAGUGUUCAAGGUCAAUUCUGGACAAGAACUGUUUCAGGACGUGAACCUGUACUCAAACAAAUACAUUUACUUGGAAAAGCUAAUUUCUUUUUACAACCAACUGUUAUUGUACCAACUACAGCAUUAUUUGCUAUUAUAAUUGUUGUUGUCAUUGCAUUAAUAUUCUUUUGUCGUCAUCGACGUUUAGAAGAAGAUUUAUGCCCAAAUAAAAGUAUCACUGUAACACAUAAUGAUUUACGAUCAAAUCAAACAAAUAAUAAUUUACAACAUCAACAAACAACAAAUACUGGUCAUUCAUAUCAUUCUUAUCAUGUUGGCAGUGGUGGUGGUGAUCCACGACGUGUUCCUACUGCUGUUAUUUCCACUAGUAUUACUAAUUGUGGUAAAGGAAGAUCAUCUUCGAAUCAUGGACAUGAUAAUCUUCCACCGAUUCCUUCUUCAGGACAUCAACAACAUGAUACAAAAUCUACUACAAUUGUACCUGUUGGACGUCAUAGAACUGGUUUAAAAAGCUGGCUCAAUGGUACACGAAUGCGUCUCUAUGAUCGUGGACAUCCAGUCAAGCCUUCAGAACAAUCUGUACAUGUUGGUUCGUCUCAAGUGAAUAAUCAUAUUACUGGUGAUGAAGAUGAACGUUUAUCCACUAAUUCAGUUGAUAGUGAAGGUAAUAUCAAUCCGUAUGCAACGUAUGCAGCAACCGGUUUCGGUGAUCGAACAGAUACAGUAGGUACAAGUGCCAAUCUAACUGGACCUGAUGUUCCUGGUAGUGGCGGUAUCAAAUCUUCAGUAGUUUCCGGUUCAGUAAUAGAUAAAAAUAUGAUCGGACCAAGAGGUGUACGAUCAACACGAGAUUUAAACAUAAAUCAUGGAAAUCACAAUGUGAAUAUAUCAAAAUCAUCUUGGAAUACCGUAUUCAGACGUGGUCUUUCAAUUCCUUCAAACCCAGACUCUAUGAUCACUACUAUGUCUGGACAUCAUUAUCAUUAUCCAAAUUUAGAUUCAUCGAUUGGUAAUUCUACACUUGGUCGUCCUCAUCUUAUUCGUGUCGGUUCUAGUGGUCGAUUAAGGUUAGCUCAGCAUAUGAUUGAUCCACGAUUAGUUCCACCAUCGACGGCUGCUCUAAUUGAUCCAAUGAUGCUUGGACCAUAUGAUAAUGGUACACUGGAAGGUAAUGAUUCAGAAAAUACAGUUGAUGAAUUUGUUGCAAGAGGAUCAGUGUUAGGUCCUCUAAGAAAUGGAAUAAUACGACGAAUUAAUUCAUUUGAGUCUUUACAUCAAUUACCAAGAGGACGUUCACGAACUUAUCAUCAAGGUUUUGCAGCUUGUAUACCAAGUGGACGAACUUUACCAUCAAUGGGAAUUAAUGUAUCAGGGUCUGUUGUUGGCCCAAAUGCUUCAGUUUCAUUCUAUGAAUCUGGUGGUACCAGUGGUAUUCAACCAUCUGAUCCAUCUGUAGCAUAUCGUGGAAGUGUACUAUCAAGUACAACAGUCUCGUCAAAUCAUGAAGAAUUGAUGCAAGCUUAUGAAUAUGGUAGAAAGCAUCAAUUAAAAUCAUGUCUUACUUUACCGUCAAAUACUGUUAUACCACCUCAUCUUGUACCAUCUGGUAAUCUUGGUACACAUUUAAUUCCUACACAUAUAGGUAUGGGUCUUGAUAAUUCUCAUCAUCAUCGUCAUCGCCAACAUCAUCAUCCUUCAACUGGUGCUAUUGUUGUGCCUCAUUCAACAUUAACUGGAGUUACUGUUGGUGGAAUCGGAGAAGGAGAAAUCAGUGGAGAAUCGGCAUCGAGUGAUGCAACUGAUUCAGGUAUUCGACAAUUUACUCAACAACCACCUCAACCGGAUGAAGCAAGACAUGCUACAUGUGAAAUUCCAUUUGUUUACGAUGUGAAUCAAUUGACUUCUCGACGUAUGGUUCCUAUCGUUGGUGGUGGUACAUCAAUACAUCGUGGAAAUGAUACUUCUUUAUUUGGUCAUUCACGUACAAAAUCUAAUAGUAAUCGUUUACAACAAUCAAGAUUUGUAAGAUGUAAUUCUGAUUGUCCAUCAGAUAUGACAGAUACAUAUGCUACAGUAGAUUAUAAUGGUAUUACUAGUAGUAAUGUUAUACCUCCACCUUAUAAUUUAUCAUCAACACAACAAAAUUCAAUUCGAAUUAAUCAAUUAACAACAACUGGAGUUAGUGGAAUUCAAAAAAACUUGUAUGAACAAAAAAUGGAAAGUAAUAUUAUACCUCGAUCUUAUCAACCACUUCCUGCACCACCAUUAUCUACAAUUGCAUAUUGUGACACAGACGAUCCAUCGACAGCUUACGGUCCAAUCACCACUACAACAUAUGAUGAUGAAUCUGAUCAAUGUCAGCCAACUUCUUAUUAUUAUCAUCAUCAUCACCAUCAUCAUCCUCAUCAUCCAUCAUCAUCUGGAAUUAAUAUUAUGCCAAAUUUCAAUAGUAGUAGUAAUAAGAAAUUGAUCAGUGGAUUCAAUAAUCCAUUACCUCAUCAAAUAGUUGGAUCAGAUUCUAAUCAAAUGAGACGAAGAGUUUUACCAAUUAAUUUACCUACAAAUACACGAGCUACUUCCAUGAAUUCGGUGUCCAUCUUGUUGUGCUAAUGCGGUAUGUCAACUUGAACCGAUGCAUUUAUGUGCCUGGUCUUACGUUGUAGCUGACUGACUGAAUGAAUGAAUGAAUGAAAUUGCUAUUUCAAUGAAGAAAAAAACAAUUUAAAGACCUUAAGUCGAAUAUGAUGAACACCAAAGCAUAUCUCUGAUUGGUUAUUACUACAUUUUACCAAACAGUUGAAAAAUUGAGAUAUCUUCACAAUAGGAUUACAUUCAUAUACUGAUACACAUGCAUCCACACAGAUAAUUAUCCCAAUCAUUGUUGUGGACGUUGGAUCCCCAGAACUCUGGAUCAUUUUAAUCAAUGAUUACAAAUUUUCCUUAAAUUAUGAAAUUUAAAAUGUUCACAGUUGAAAUCACGAAUGUCAUCUAAGCCAGAUCAUCAUGGAAAACCUGGUUGCCACUAGGACUUCUCUAAAUUCACUCUUUCAUACUAUAUAUACAUAAUGCUUUCUAUUUCAAAUCUGAAUUCACCUGACAACAUUAAAAACUUGGAUCAAUGAGAAUAUAUGCUACAUUCUCUAUACUACUUAUGACUGAUUCAUACUACUCAUAAGUUUGUUUUUUCUUUUUUCUAGAUUUACGAAAACAGUCAUCAACUAACAGUCGUAUAAAUAAUAGUCGUCAGUUGGAUAAAUUACAUACAAGACAAUUAUCAGAAAUCACUGGAGAAGAAAGUGUUGGACUACUUUCAGUUGCUGGGAUGUCAGGUUUAUCCAAUCAAAAUCCAAUUGACAUUUCUAAUUCUACAAUCCAUGGUCAAGUCUAUACUACUACUACUACUACUACUACUCCUGCUAGUACUACUUCUACUACUGCUGGGGUUCGAUGGAAUAAAUUUUCUACAAAUGUUAUUCAUUCUUCAAAUGGAAUAAAUUAUCGUGAUGGUGAUAUUGAUUGUAGCGGUGGCGGUGGCGGUGGCGGUGGCAGUAGUAUUAAUGUUGGUACUGUUGGAUAUCAGGGAAAUUCUUCUUCUACUAUAACUACACAUCAUCCAACUGAGCCAAUUGAAGAGAAUGUAUACACUUCAGAAUUUGUACUUGUUUAAAUUCAACAAUCUUAUACGCCUCAUCUACUUAUACAUAAUGAUAGGCCAUAAGAUCACUAAUACAUACACACACACACACACAAUUAUAUGUAUAUGUAUAUUUACUUAUAAAAAUGUCGCGCACAAUUUACUGUUUACACAUAGGUGUGUUUGUGUGUGUGUGUGAGAGAGAGAGAGCGAGUGAGUGAGUGAGUGAGUUUGUAUGCGACACAGUGAACAUGAUACAAACGGUAAAAUGGAUCAAUUCGUAAUGAUGUAAUUAUUUACUCUUUUUUUUUAAAAAUUAUGAUUUUUUUCUCUAUUUAUUUUUCUUUAUGGUAAUAAUGCGGGUGGGGGGAGGAGAGAACGAUUUUAUUCACCAUGAUUGAUUCUUUCUUACUGUCUAAUUUGUUUGUUUGUUUGUUUUUCUUUUUACAGUUGAUUUUUGUUCUUUUCCAACUGUUGUUGAACAUCGAGGUCUUUUGUUGUUGUUCUUGUUGUUGAAAGAAAACGAAACUGGGCGUCAACACGAAUUGUUUCUUUUCUUUCAUUAUUAUUUUUUUAAAAAUUCUAUGUACAUAACUUUUUUUUUAUUCAGCUGACCUCUUCUUAUGAGAUACAGUGUUGUUAUGCACAAAUUGUGUUCCCAUUUCCUUCGUUUUUUCCCCCUUCAUUUGGAUUAUAUCCUAGAUCUUCCUUUUCUCCCCUCUCCCUCUCUUUCUCUCACUGUAUAUCUGUUGUUUUUUUUUAAUUUGUUGGUUUACAAAUGAAGUGAGACGUAGGGAUUAUUUUUUUUCAGUUGAAGUUCUGAAGAAUUCAAGUUUAUCAAUUGUCCCCCCCCUUCUGAUCUUCUAGUAAUUGUUAUGUAAAUAGCAGAUUUAGGCAUACCAAUCGAUAGGGUCCCCUCUUUCUCUUUUAUACUCUUCUUAUGUUUUUUUUUAUAUGCAUGUCUUUGUCUCAUUAACAUGAAAUGUAUUGCUUUUUGUUGUUAGGGGGGCGGUUAAUAGGGACAUUACCACCAUAAUCAUUUUUAAUGUUAUGAAUUAUUCUUCUUAUUAUUAUUAUAUACCCAACAAUAUAGGCUUAACAUUUGAACACAACGAAUCAAUGAAUGUAUUCGAUCACUUUAAUUUGUUUUACUAAUAAUAUUUCCAUGAAAUUCUAAUUAACAACGGUGACAAUUGAAGGAAUUUCUUUCCGAUGGUAAUACAUAUAGAAAUACAUUGAUGGGUUCAUUGUUGACGGUUAUAUUUGGCUUUUCUGUGAAUGUCUGGAUGAAUUGAUUAUUCUUUUUGAAAUCUAGUCAUUUCUAAGUUUAUCAUGUUUGUUUGUUUGUUUGUUAUUUUUAUGUAUGUAACUGUAUCCUUGUCACACACACACACACAUGUAUGCACGCACGCACGCAAGUGCGCGUAAAUUGUAUUCAAAGUCCCUUUGGCCAGUUUAAUUUGUGCCUCUCAUAUGUAUUUUGCUUACAAGUUUAAUUUGUAUUGCCUAUUUUAUCCUUGACUUUUAUUUUCCUAAUUCUAUCAUUACCACUGUGUGUUGAUUUUAUCUUACACCUUUUUGUGAUAGACAAUCAAAAUAGCACAAAGUGAUUGUGUGUGUGUGUAUGUAUGGGUGUAUCUAAGUGAAUAAGACAUGAACGAACUAGUCUUUUUUUAUCUUUAAGAAACAUCGGGUGUGUGUGUGUGUGUACGCCCGUGCAAGUGCAAGUGCAUGCGUAUGUACUUGGAAAUGACUUCUGACAAUUUUUUGAUCUAAGUGUUUUUGUCCAUGGCUUUACGUGGUGCUUGUUGACAACAUAGAGAAAUUAUUGAUUUCUUUUUAUCUCCCUCUCUGAGAUAUCUAUAUAUACCAUAUUGUUUGAGAAGACUUUGUCGAUAUAGUCUUUUUUUUAUUAUUUAGAAAAAAAAGUGCUAUUUAAUAAAUGUGUUCGAAUUU